CUACUAUAUAUGAAUCUAUCCCAGGAACUGAAAUAACUCUUAUUGAAGAUGAUUAUGACAUGAUGUUACAUGCUGUAUCUGGAGGUGUAAGGCCUAAACCUCCAGUGGUGUCUUAUGAUGAUGUAGGUACUACAGCACAAGAAGUUACUGUUGAUGCAAAGAGUUUAUCUCAUGUUCAUGAUGAUGCUGUUAUUGAUGAAAUACAAGCAAGGACACCUACAGAUAUUAAGAUGGUAACUGGCAUAGAUAACGCUAUUAAUCUUAAAUUGAUUGAAACUGAAACUACCAUGAAUUAUGUUGGUCUUAUGAAACCCAGACGCUCUACACUACCGGAAAAAUCUUUGCUCUUGUUUGAAUCUACUGACAGUAAUCCAAGUGGAGAAAAUUUGUAAUUAAAUAUAUGUGAAAUUUUUAUAGCAAUAUUAAUUGAAUAAUCUUAACCAUUAUUCAGAUUUUGCCUUAUUUUAUGUUUCCUUUAUAUUAUAUUUAUAUUAA
Molecule: messenger RNA, 495 nt
Organism: Amphimedon queenslandica
Lineage: Eukaryota; Metazoa; Porifera; Demospongiae; Haplosclerida; Niphatidae
Exons: 3
Coding region: 60-392 (110 amino acids)
Source: RefSeq, a predicted model, not a curated record